AUGGCAACGAACGGUUUCCGACCAGAGUAUGAAGACCUCGGUCGGUAUGAGGAUAUCCUCGGCCAGCUGCCGAUGCUGCAAGUCUACAGUCAUAUCAUGCUUCCUUUUGCCAUGCCCGAGGGAUUGUCACGAGACACCAUAAUCGCCGAUCUAGAAGCUGCAGUGCGCCAGAUCCGAGCUCAUGUACCCUGGAUGGCCGGCAAAGUCGUCAACGUCGGCAAAGGCCCAGACAAUUCAGGGCGAUACAUUGUUGUUCCCUGUCCGCCUCCGGAUCCUCUCAUCGUGGUGCGCGAUGUUACCCACGCCUUCCCUCCUUACAAGGAGAUCCAACGUCUAAAGGCACCCAAUUCGAUGCUGGACUCGCGUCUGCUAGCUCCGACAAAUGCCUUUCCUCAGCGCUUCGAGGACUCGGAGGAGGACCCAUUCCGGGUGAUUCGCCUCCAGGCCAGCUUUGUCGAAGGAGGAGUCUUUCUCGACUUUGUCACCCAACAUAACAUGACCGAUGCAGGCGGUCUUUUCGGCUUCGCCCGCCUGGUCGCCAUGGCUAUGCGGGGUGAACAAUUCUCCGAAUCUCUCCUGGAACAGGUCAAUCGCGAUCGACGCAACGUCAUCCCGCUAUUGACCCCGGACGAACCCAUGCUAGAUCAUUCCCACCACAUUCGACCCCCGAUCACAGACGCACAGCCAGUGGUACGCCCUGAUCCCGCCCGAUGGCAUUUCCUGCGCUUCACCGCAGCAAAGCUGGCCGAGCUGAAGGACCUCGCCAGUCAAACCAUGACCCCAGACCCAGAGGUGCCCUACAUCACGACUGACGAUGCUGUCAGUGCUUUCUGUUGGAAGAAGUACAUAACGGUGCGACACCGUCGAUGGAACACCCCGGACGCGCGGUCCCGAUUCUCCCGGGCCAUGGACGGCCGCAAGGUCCUAGGGAUCCCUGCCGAAUACAUGGGAGAUCUAGUUCACAAUGUCACCACUUGGCUCACAUUCCGAGAGCUGGUUGAUCUGCCGCUCGGUGAGAUUGCGCGUCACAUGCGCCGGGAAUUGAACAGGGCGAAUACCGCUUACCACGUGCGAAGCUUUGCGACAUUCAUCGCGCAGGAACCUGACAAGUCUACGAUUGCAUAUGGCGGGCGCUUCAACCCAGACACAGAUGUGGGAUCGUCGUCGGUACUACGCGUAGAUCUGUUUCCGGUGUUUGGGAAGCUGGGGCGACCGGACUUCAUUCGGCGACCUAAUUUCCCUGGCAUUCCGUUUCCCAGUCUGCUAUACUUCUUUCCACAGAACCCUCAGGGAGAUUGUGACUCGCUGACCUGUCUGACUGAUGCCGAUAUGGAGGCUCUCAAUCAAGAUUCGGAGUGGACUUCCAUGGUGGAGUACAUUGGGUAA
This is a messenger RNA of Aspergillus welwitschiae, 1386 nucleotides long. Its product is annotated as transferase family-domain-containing protein. Lineage: Eukaryota; Fungi; Ascomycota; Eurotiomycetes; Eurotiales; Aspergillaceae. Bases 1 to 1386 code for a protein of 461 amino acids. The transcript has a single exon. The record is from RefSeq and is a predicted model, not a curated record.